AUGGCCCGGCUGGAUGCGGCAGGACUGGUGCUGCUGCUCAGUGCCGUUCCUGAGGGAAGGCGAGGACCGGGAGGCUCAGUGCAGCAGCGGCGGCGGCGGGAGCGGAAGGCCGGUGGGCUCCAGAGGGAGCAGCUCAUCCGCGUGGGCUCCAUGCCGGCGCCCUGCUUCAAAGUCAAGCGUAACCACCGCUACAUCUUCUUCCUGGAGCCCACCGAGCAGCCGCUGGUCUUCAAGACCUCCUUCGCCCCGUUGGACACCAGCGGCAGGAACCUCAAGAAGGACGUGGGCCGGAUCCUGUGCGCCGACUGCGCUGUCGCUCCAAAACUCAAGAAACUAAAGAGCCUAAAUGUAGACAUUGGAGCAAAGGUUUCUUUGAAAUGCGAGGCAAGCGCUGGAAAUCCUCAGCCAUCCUACAAAUGGUUCAAAGAUGGCAAAGAAAUUAAAAAGAGCAAAGAUAUCAGAAUAAAAUAUGGGAAUGGAAAGAAAAUAUCUAGACUUCAGUUCAGUAAAGUGAAAGUUGAAGAUACUGGGGAAUACAGUUGUGAAGCUGAGAAUGUCCUGGGAACAGACAUUGCCACAGGCAGUCUUAUAGUCAGGAGUGUAACCACAACUCUGCCUUCUGGGCCUGGACAUACUAGACAAUGCAAUGAAACCGUGAAAUCCUAUUGUGUGAAUGGUGGAGUGUGUUAUUAUAUUGAAGGCAUAAAUCAGCUGUCAUGCAGAUGUCCAAAUGGAUUCUUCGGACAGAGAUGUUUGGAGAAACUGCCUUUGCGAUUGUACAUGCCAGAUCCUAAGCAAAAAGCUGAGGAACUGUAUCAGAAGAGAGUUUUAACCAUUACUGGGAUUUGUGUUGCGUUGCUUGUUGUGGGAAUAGUAUGUGUAGUAGCUUACUGUAAAACCAAAAAACAGAGAAAUCAGAUGCACAAUCAUUUGCGGCAAAACAUGUGUCCAGCCCAUCAGAACAGGAAUCUAGCGAAUGGCCCUAGCCAUCCUCGGCUGGACCCUGAGGAAAUUCAGAUGGUUUCCCAGUAUAUAUCUAAAAAUGUUCCUGCUACUGAGCAUGUCAUAAGAAGAGAAAUAGAGACCACCUUUUCAGGGAGCCGUUCCUGUUCACCAUCACAUCCCUCUUCCACAGGAACCCCAACUUCAAGCCAAAGCCACACCUGGAGCUUGGACCGCACAGAAAGCAUCACUUCUGAUUGUCAGUCUGGGAUGAUGUUGUCUUCUGUGGGAACCAGCAAGUGCAACAGUCCUGCCUGUAUGGAAGCUCAUGCUCGGCGGGAAGCAUCCUAUUCCAUUGAGGAACAGAGGAGGCCAAUGAUGCAAUACAGAGAUUCUGUGGAUUCCCUUCGAGACUCACCACAUAGUGAGAGAUAUGUCUCUGCCUUGACUACCCCAGCACGCCUGUCCCCUGUUGACUUCCACUGCUCAGCUUCAGCCCACGUGCCCACCUUUGAAAUCACCUCUCCUAAUUCUGCUCAUGCGGUCUCACUUCCCCCGGCUGCAUCCAUUAAUUUCCAAGUGGAGGAUCAACAGCCAUUGCUGAGAAGGUACCAAGCCCCCUGUCAAGAGGCACAGAGGUAUGAUACUUACUACCAAAGAAGGAACUAUCUGAAUGAGAGCACAGGGAGCUUGCCCUCCAGUCCCUUCCGCAUCACAGAGGAUGAUGAAUAUGAGACAACCCAUGAGUACAUCACUGCACUAGAACAGCCAAAGAGAACAGGCAGCAGCAACAGGCGGUGGAGGAGAUCUAAACUGAACGGCCACCUGUCUCACAGAGGCAGAAUGCUUAGAGAUUCCUUUUCAGUCAGCAGCGCCUCAUACAGUGAGUCUGAUGAGGAGCUGAUAGCUGAGAGCACCCCUUUCUUAAGCAAUCGGAACAUGGAGGCAACGGACACAGGUUUGAAUUGCUCAGCUGACAACAACAGAACUUUCUCUUCUUUCAGCAGAUUCAACACACAGGGUGAAAGCCAACAAACACACAGCAGAUCCAGCCAAGGUUUUACACCACCUUAGGUGUUACACACUCUUCCUCAUGUCCACUUCCAUGAAUACAUCAGUACCGAGGA
Molecule: messenger RNA, 2069 nt
Organism: Protobothrops mucrosquamatus (brown spotted pit viper)
Lineage: Eukaryota; Metazoa; Chordata; Lepidosauria; Squamata; Viperidae
Gene: NRG2
Product: neuregulin 2
Exons: 11
Coding region: 1-2016 (671 amino acids)
Biological process (GO): nervous system development; animal organ development; intracellular signal transduction
Molecular function (GO): signaling receptor binding
Source: RefSeq, a predicted model, not a curated record